Pocillopora meandrina is the source of this 5246-nucleotide messenger RNA. The record is from the annotation of a GenBank genome assembly. NCBI's taxonomy places the organism in Eukaryota, Metazoa, Cnidaria, Anthozoa, Scleractinia, Pocilloporidae.
CAACAAUUUACAGUAUCAAUUCUUGUGAUUCCCCCAUAUACCAUCAUCUCUGAUUCAGGCGAAUUAAUAGGCAUACUAGGAGAUUUUUUCGAUGAUAUUAUCCACAGAUGUCUUCUUAGAUUUUGUGGUUUGUCUAAGGAUGCCUUCAACAUGACUUUUAUUAACUCGAGCAAAGAAUUCCAAAUGAUCCUACAGAACAAUAUGACGGAUUUCGCCUUGCCAGUAUCCAAGCCAAUGCAGUUGCUUCUCCGUCCUGACGACCAUGAUGCACAGCCACUUAUGAUGGUUGAACAAAUCAUAAGUUCUCCCGGCUAUUCGCUGAUAAUGGACGUAGAAAAUGUGAAUGUCAGAGCCAACAAAGCCGCACUUAUCAAGUUAUACACAGAAUCUUGGCCUAUUACAAUCUUUGCAUUUGUGAUCACUGGAAUCUCUGGAAUGGUCAUAUGGAUCCUGGUAAGUAUCACCUAUUUCCCAAAAUAUCUAAUUAAGUUGCAAUUUUGCUCGGCCAUUCAAAAACCGCGAUAUAUCAAUUAUUUUUACAGAAGAACUAUGGUUUGCGAAAAAAGCAAACUUUAUCUCAUUUAAAAGCAAGCCACUAUACAAAACCGAAUUGAAAUAUAUGGUGGAUAAUGUAGAAAAGCCUUUCCCUUUCUUUCCUCACCUCUUCCUACAUAGGAAAUAGCAAUGGGGGAACUUUAAAAUGUAUAAAGGGUAACAAGGUCAGACAGAGCAAUGUUUCGGUCCUUUAACGUCCCCUGCUAACCAGUAAAGUCCAGGCCUACGUUUAUCGUCCUCUCCUGCAAAGACUAGAGUGUCUAACCAUUUACAGAUGUCACAAAAAUAGCAGCAUACUCUCAUCAGCUAUUUCAAGAUCUUGAGUGUUGGUCCCGCCUGGGUCUUGAACCCUACAUCUUCGGCACGACAAUCAACCCGGUGCUCUAUAAAAUAAGAUAACCAAGUGCAGUUAUGAAGAUAGUGUCUAUCUUUCUUUCAGGAAACGCACUUCAACGAUGAGGAAUUUCCCCGUUCAUUUGUAAAGGGUUCCUAUGAAGGCUUUUGGUGGGCCUUUGUUACCAUGACAACAGUUGGGUAAGAUAAACGUCCAUUUUAGAGGGUACAACACAGGCAGUUAAUGUCAUCAACUUUGCAAGGCAUUUCAUGAUCACUUUGAACCCAAUAUCCUCUCUAAAUCCAAUCAUCAAUUCAAAAGGUCCAAAAGGGUUGGCUACCGACACUUUUGGGUUAUAUCUACAAAAAUUGCACAAGAAGUUUAGAAUUGGUUUUGGGCGGUUUCUUGAGGAGUUCAAGGGGAGAUGUGUGGAAAGCAAAACUAGUGGGUUUCUAAAACACCUCAGGGAUUGUGACGAAAUUCUGGAGGUUACUUGAUAUUAAUACGAGCAACCUUUCUAGGUAAGGUGACAGGGAACGUCUGGUUUAGUUUUUAUCUUUACUGAAGCUUACCUCCAUUCUGAGAAUAUAAUGUUGUAAAUUUGAUUUGUCUUUGCUCUACUUCAGUUACGGAGAUAAAACUCCCAAAUUUAUUUUGGGUCGCGUAUUUGGAGUGUUCUGGAUUAUGUUUGGUUUGAUCGUCGUUGCUGUCUUUACAGCUACUGCCACUAGUGCAAUUAGUACGAGCAUAGAUAGCUUCGUAGGAGUUGAGGGAAAUAAGGUAUGUGUGUGUGAAAUAGUUUUUUGUCUCUCAUUUUUGUUACCGUCUUCUGAGAAAUGUGGGCAUGUUGGACCGUCGAUGGUGCUUCACUACCGAACCCUUUACAUCUUCCUAUCAUAUUUUGCAUACUGAUCUCCAUACUUCUCUUGCAAUAUUGAAAAGGAAAAUUUUUUUCACAAGCGAUUCUUUUCCUAAUGAUCAUUUCCUUUAUUCUCAUGGUCUUAAGCCUAGAUACUGUAGGUUGAAAUUGGAUACUAACCCUUAAAGCCCUAAUAUCAACAUGUAUAUUCUCUUCACCAUUCUCCAUGUUUCUUAUUUUAGCGAUUGAGAGAAUUUGUUCAAACAUAAAGACAUUUCUUCUUUUGUGAUCAUUUCAAUCAUUCUCAUGAUCUGUAGAUUUGAUCAGGCAGUGGUAUUGUUAGGAGAAAUUAGAUGCUGGUCACUAUUGGGGUUAACCUGAAUUGACACUAAACGAAUUAAGCUGAUAGACAUCGAGAUAUAGCGCCAAUAGAAUCGCAAUAAUGUAAGCAUGAAGAUCAAUUAUUAAAAACACAGCGGCAGGUCAGUAAAAAACGGAUCUACGAAGCAGAAUUAAAUUGAGGCGAAAUGUGCCAAUGAAGGCACGCAAAAACGCAUCAAGGGUAGUUGAUCAUUUGCUGGAUAAUAGCGACUCGAAAUCUUUUGAUCAUUUCGCCUGAGACUAGCAACUAAGGAGCAGAGAGGUCGCGGUUCUCCGUUGAUAGCUUGACUCAACAAUUUAUUCUGUCUCUAAAUCGUGAAAAAAACGAUUAAACAUUCAUUUAUCAUCACUUUAAAAAAUAGAUUUCAUGUUGCUGCGAGUCUGUUUAGUAAUAGAUUGCAGAUGACUUAAAAUGUACUAAGGACAAACAAAUAGCACUUAAGGCGCAGCCGGGUGUAUGUGUCACUGAUGUUCUUACCACGUUCUGGCGUCGUCUGGGAUCUAUUACUAAACUGACCCAUGGCAACACGAAAAUUAUGAGUGUAUUAUGAGUGUAUUACCAGCAUUAUUAUGAGUGUAUUACCAGCAAAAAGCCUUAGACUAAGUCUGUAUGACUGAGCAAAUUAGGAAGAGAAACAAGGACGUAACGUGUUCUUCUACUUUCCAUUUGGUUUUCAGAUUGGUGUGUUGAAUAGCACGUCGGCAGAGUUUGAGGCCAGAAAAAAAGGAGCAUUUGUCAAGAGUAAGCCUUACAAAAAAUCAGGCCAUUUCAAUCCUACAUACAAGAAAAAAUCGGACCACACUCUUAAAUUGAUAUACAGCCCAGUUAUAUAAUCAAAACCUUGGGGGUAAAGUGUGUAUUGAAAUAGCUAUCUUACACUUUACAAAACUUGACGGCAACAUUUCGUGUUCACGCUAAUCAGCAACGACCGCAUACAACACAAAAACCUUUCCGAGGCAAAACCACAAGCGCGCAAAGCCUCUGGGGUGUGGAUGAUCUUUUAAACGAAUUUAGCUGUUUCGUCUCCUCGAACUAGUUUGAGGGAAAGUUCACUUUGAUAUACCUAGCAUGAAGUUCUCCUCCUCUUACAGAACAAAUUCUCUCCUUUUUAAAGGAAUUACGGCUUUUGAGUGAAACAUUCUACAGGCGACAUAAUAAUUAACCCCCCUUCCCACCUCCUAUAAACUCACAAAUCCUCAUAGAUUGGUCUACAUUCAUUACCUGGUGCCUGAGAGGAGUCACAGAAUUUUGGUUGGGUUUACCUGACCUGAUACCCCUUGUAGUCAACUCAGUUAUGUAAUAAUCCAAGAAUCCCCUCUCAUUGGAAGUCAGUUUUUAUAGUCCUCUUAUAUACGACUAAUUCCCCUCCGUUUCCCCUAAAAACCGUGCGACCAUCCCACCCCCCCUGCAAAAAAAAUAAUAACCCUUCCGUCCCUCUGGCGAUGAAAAAUCAAAACCACUAAAAUUCAUCCACAAUACAGCUGAUAAAUGUUUUCCUAAUAGGUUUUUCGUCAAUUGAAGAAAUGUUCUCCAGCCUACGGAGUGGUGAAAUAGACGGUGUUCUCAUGGACAAGUUUAGAAGCCCAGAGGUUCUGCGUGCAACGAAAGAUAGGAAUUUCAGAGUGUUUUCUGGCUACGAUGCAAACGUCCCAUACUACCUUGCAGUACACAACAGUUUGAGGAGCCUGUUUGAAGGGGCGUCAUGCAUCAAAAACAGGAUUAAUAACCAGGAUUUGGAAAACCUGUUUAUCAAAUAUCUCAUGCCCGUGGCGGUAAUAACACAACUCCUUAUUGAGACAUUAACUUUUAUCCUUGUACAUUGUUUGAUUGUUUUUGUUUAUUUGUUUUGCUUGUCUCAUGUUUUUUUUUCGAGCCAUGAUCACCUGGACCUAUUCUAAUAGGCUAUUUCCAAGUUCUAAGCCUUCUUACUUUUAACCCUUUAACUCUCAGAUCAAAUUUGUACUUCUCCUUACUGUCAAUCGUACAAUUCUUAUAAUAUUAGUUCAGAGAAUUUAGAAUUGGAUCAACUAAUUAUCCCCAAAUUGAUAUUUUUCUUUAUUUCCAUCACUUAUAUAGUUGAUAUUGCAUUGAUAUUGUAAGAAGAAAUUCUCUCUUGGUCACUCAUGGGAGUUAAAGGGUUAAAAUAUGAACCAUAAGUUUUUUCAUAUUAUCUUACUUCCAGGUGUACAAUAGUGAAAAAGACUCCUACGCUGUGUUUUCUGGCCACUCACCUGAGACGAAUAGAUUUUUGGUCAUCGUCGUGUGUGUGUUCCUGGGUUUCGCUUUCGUUGGCAUCACAGCUGAAGUCAUUUAUAAGACUGUGAGGAAAGGAAAUUUGAAAGUGAGAAGUAGGGAAGGUAUGAAUUCUUAAUGAUCUUCCUCACUGUGGAUAUACUUAACAGUUUGCUUAAUUAAGUUGGCCUAGUGUCGACGGAUUGAAAGGAUUCGCAUUCAAAACGGGGAAAGGAGACAGUAAGGUGUGUCCAUGGGUGCACACGCAAAAAAAGAGUGAUGCACUUUCCAUUUGGACGGAUAGCUCGUUUUUUUUUUAUUCUUUAUUUUUUUGGCGUGUUAAUAACAUCGAACUACAGAGGUAUUUUAUUUUUCUCGCAGUUCCUAGCUUGGGUGUCACAUGUGGGUUGAGUUCAUUGGUUGGUCUCAUCCUCUGAGGGUUUUUCUCCGGGUUCUCCGGCUUCCCUCUCCCCACAAAAACCAACUUUCCAAAUUUCGAUUCGACCUGGAAACAGUGGACAAGAAAAGCCACAUCGUGGAAUGUCCAGUGAUAAAUUAUUAUCAUUAUUAUUAUUAUUGUUCAAGAGGUUACGAUCUCUUGUAUUAUUAUGAUUACCGCAGAUUGGUUGAGUAAGUACGGAAAUCAAACAGGUGGGGAUUUGAUGCUUUUCUUGUUUUUUUUUUUUUUUGCAAUGAACGUGAUAAAAAAUUUCCUUUAAACAGACCGGGAAAACGGAAAUUAUUUGAGGGAAGUUGGCGAGCACAGUGCUAGUAAACCUAACUUGGCAAAUGUGGAGAACAAGUUAAGACAACUGGUCGAAGAGGUCAGCAAACUACAAGAGCAAAUUUCAGCCAAAGGACGGCGAAGCACAACUCACAUGUGA